This is a messenger RNA of Colius striatus (speckled mousebird), 828 nucleotides long. It is a transcript of the gene LBX1, whose product is annotated as ladybird homeobox 1. The record is from RefSeq and is a predicted model, not a curated record. Gene Ontology annotation, molecular function: DNA binding; DNA-binding transcription factor activity, RNA polymerase II-specific. The transcript has 2 exons. Gene Ontology annotation, biological process: regulation of DNA-templated transcription. Lineage: Eukaryota; Metazoa; Chordata; Aves; Coliiformes; Coliidae. The coding region runs from base 1 to 828 and encodes 275 amino acids.
AUGACUUCCAAAGAAGAACCCAAGCCCUCCUCGGGGGAGGAACGGCGGCGGAGCCCCUUGGAUCACCUCCCACCGCCGGCCAACUCCAACAAGCCCCUCACCCCCUUCAGCAUCGAGGACAUCCUCAACAAGCCCUCGGUGCGGAGGAGUUACACCCUCUGCGGAACUGCCCACCUCCUCUCCGCCGCCGAGAAGCACCCCCCGGCCGGGCUGCCCCUCUCCGGCCGGGCGCUGCUCUCCCAAACCUCGCCCCUCUGCGCCCUGGAAGAACUGGCCAGCAAGACCUUCAAGGGGCUGGAAGUCAGCGUGCUGCAGGCGGCCGAAGGCAGGGACGGGAUGACGAUCUUCGGGCAGCGGCAAACGCCGAAGAAGCGUCGAAAGUCGCGGACGGCCUUCACCAACCACCAGAUCUACGAGCUGGAGAAGCGGUUCCUCUACCAAAAAUACCUGUCCCCGGCGGACCGGGACCAGAUCGCCCAGCAGCUGGGGCUCACCAACGCCCAGGUCAUCACCUGGUUCCAGAACCGCCGCGCCAAGCUCAAACGAGACCUGGAGGAGAUGAAGGCCGACGUGGAAUCGGCCAAAAAGCUGGGCCCCAACCCCGCCGUGGACAUCGUGGCCUUGGCCGAGCUGGAGCCCAACGCCGAGGGAAGGGGCAAAGCGCGGGCCGGUUCCCCGCCGCCGCCCCCCGCCGCCGCCCGGGACCCCGGCGCCCCGCCGCCGCCCCGCCCCGCCUCGCCCCCCACGGAGCGGCCCCGCAGCCGCCGGGACAGCGAAGAGGAGGAGGAGGAGGAGGAGGAGGACGUGGAGAUCGACGUGGAUGACUGA